Molecule: messenger RNA, 639 nt
Organism: Closterium sp. Naga37s-1
Lineage: Eukaryota; Viridiplantae; Streptophyta; Zygnematophyceae; Desmidiales; Closteriaceae
Source: the annotation of a GenBank genome assembly
AUGUCGAAGGCGGCGCAGGCGAAGAAGCGCGGGUUGUCGCUGGAGGAGAAGCGCGAGAGGAUGCUCGAGAUCUUCUACGAAUCCAAGGACUUCUUCCUCCUGAAGGAGUUGGAGCGCAUGGGGUCGAAGCGGGGAGUGAUAAGCCAGGCGGUGAAGGACGUGAUACAGACGCUCGUGGACGACGACCUCGUGCUGCGCGACAAGAUCGGCACCUCCGUGUACUUCUGGAGUCUGCCCAGCAGUGCAGGGAACAAGCUGCGGCAAGCGGAGGCGCAGCUGACAGGGGAGGUGGGCGAGCUGCAGGCCAAGAAGGCGCGCCUGGAGGCCAGGCUUCAAAGCGCGCAGGCGGGCCGACAGCAGUCGGAGGAGCGGAGCAAGGCGCUGGGCGAGCUGGCUGUGCUGCAGGCGAAGAACCGCAAGCUCAAGGAGGAGCUGGCAGAGUUUGCGGAGAAUGACCCAGAGCUGCUCGAGCACAAGAUCAAAGUCACCCGGAUAGCCAAGGAUGCUGCCAAUCGAUGGACAGAGAACAUCUUCGCCCUGCAGCAGUGGUGCAACGACCAGUUCCCACAAGCGCCUGAGAAGCUCGCCCAGCUGUAUGAAGAGGUUGGACUCACGGAUGACAUAGAUUAUGUGGAAUGA